Molecule: messenger RNA, 777 nt
Organism: Zingiber officinale
Lineage: Eukaryota; Viridiplantae; Streptophyta; Magnoliopsida; Zingiberales; Zingiberaceae
Exons: 2
Coding region: 1-777 (258 amino acids)
Source: RefSeq, a predicted model, not a curated record
AUGCCAAAUGUAGUUGAAAACGUAGAAAGUUCAAUGUCACCGAAGAUCAAAAGAAAAACUCAAAGUACCAAAGGCUUAUGGACAAAACAAGAGGAUGUUGCAUUGGUUGAUUGUCUUGUUGACUUGAGUAAAGAUUCAGCUUGGAAGAGCGAGAAUGGUUUUCGAACUGGGUACUUGGUGCAUUUGGAGAAACUCAUGGCUGCUAAAUUGCCAUCAAGUAGUUUGAAGGCUACUCCUCAUAUUGAGUCAAGAUACAAGCUACUAAAGAGACAGUUUCAUGCUAUCACCGAGAUGUUGAAUCAUAGUAGUGGAUUUGGGUGGAACGAUAUUGAGAAGUGUAUUAUGUUGAGUCAUCCAGCUGAUAUUGGGUUAAGGAACAAAGAGUUCCCCCACCUUGAUGACUUGAUGUUUAUGUGGGGGAAAGAUCAUGCCACAGGAGAUAAUGCAGAAACCCCUGCUGAUGCAGUAGAAGAGAUAAAUUUAUGCGAUGAAGAGGUCGACACAUCUAAUGCAGAAAUAUUUGUUGAAUGUUACAAAGGUGAAAAAUCUAAUGAUGUCAAGCAAGCAAUAAGGAAAUCUGAGACUCUGGAUUCAUCAAUUUGUUCAUCAAACAAGAAGCCAACCACUAGAAAGAGAAAAAGAAAGGCUGAUGAUGCUUUAGAUGACUUGGUGGGAGAGAUUCACAAGUAUGUUAUUGCUGUUACUGAGGCUAACGAGGAGAUGAAGGGAAUUUCCACAUACUUCAAGAAACAACCGAGAGUGGUGAUAGAAAAAUGA